ACAAAAAAAUACCCUCAUCAUCUUUUGAGAAAGCCCAUCAGACAGAUCUACAUGUAUUGGAUUUGAUUCAACCAGUGUGUUGUUACCCUCAUGAGACAAAAUAGGUGUGGUCAACAUUCCAUUUCUUUGACACCACCACUUCUCAAUCAUUGUCAUGGCUGUAUUAAGACUCAUAUGGCUGGUGAUUUGUGCAGUAUCAAUCCUUUUCAGAUCUGAAGCCACAAAAUGUGAAGAUGCAAAGAUCUACCCCGGAAAGCUCUUCGGACCGUCUAAUGUGGCUGUAGGAGGAAAUGUAACCUUGAAGUGUUCUACUGCUGGCAACAUAAGCUGUGAAAUGGUUAAUGUUUACCUUUGUAAGAAUGGACUUGGGAUAGAAAUCUCUGCAGCACUGCAGAAAGGCGUAAAGGACUUUGUUUUCAAAAUCAACAAAGUUCAAAAACAAGACUCAGGCAACUACAGCUGUGUGUACAGCCAAAGUAAAAUCCAUCCCAGUCAAGUGAAUUCAACAGGAGAUAAUCUCGUCCUCCGGGUGUUUGGAGAUGAAGGUGGUGAAGCAUCAAGUAAAACACCAGUGUCUACACCACCAGAGAAUGAGGGAGCAGGAGGAAUUCUAGGAGUUAAGAUUGCAGUAGCCGUGAUCCUCCUAAUUUUGUCCCUUUCUAUCCUGGUUUUAAUGUGGAGGUACUCAGGGAUGCUCAACCAAUUGAUACGCGGUAACCGUAGACCAAGUGAGAUUCUGGAUACAGAUCACAUCUACAAUGUAAUAAAUGUUGUACCAGCUGCUGCAAUUAGAGACGUCCCUGAUGAUGGUGCAGAAAUAGCCUAUUCAGUGAUAGAUUAUCCCAGAGGAGUGAUUCUCUCAGGUACACAAAGGUCUCCAGUGGGUCAUACAGUGGAAAGACCAGAACAACACGGUGAAACCGUAGCCUAUACCCAAGUGAUCAAGACAAAGAAUAAGGACAUAAAACAGGAGGCUGUGUGCAGUUCGUUGACAAAAACAUAAACAGAGGACCCAUGCUACUGUUUAUACAAAAAUACAUGGAAUAACAUAAAAAGACAUGGUUUUAAUCUGAUCUUUUGGUCAAAGUUGUUAACAUAGAGGUAUGGAUACAAUUGUUCCCUCUAUUUUGUUAAAAGCAUAUAUUUAUGGUUUGGAUUUUAUUGUUUUAUUUUGCAUUUCAUUUACAAUAAAAACUAUGUGUAUUAUUUUUA
Esox lucius (northern pike) is the source of this 1212-nucleotide messenger RNA. RefSeq lists its product as uncharacterized. The transcript has 11 exons. Bases 155 to 1003 code for a protein of 282 amino acids. The record is from RefSeq and is a predicted model, not a curated record. Lineage: Eukaryota; Metazoa; Chordata; Actinopteri; Esociformes; Esocidae.